AAACUCCUUAUGGACAGCUUCCUGUUCUUGAAGUCGAUGGUAAACCAGUAGCCCAGAGUCUGGCUAUUGCCAGAUUUUUAGCGAAAAAAUUCAAUCUAGUUGGACAAAAUGAAUGGGAAGCCCUAAAAUGCGAUGAAUUGGUGGAUACACUUGGAGAUCUUGGACAAAAAGGUAUGAGGUAUUUCAGAGAAGCCGAUCCCGAAAAGAAAGAAACACUGAAGAAACAGCUUUUUGAAGAAGAUGUGCCUUAUUAUUUAAGUAAAUUUGAGGCUGUAGUGUCUAAAAACGGAGGAUACACAGUUGGAUCACAGCUUACAUGGUCUGAUUUUCAAUUUGCCGGAACUCUGGAAGAAUUCGAAAAAAGGCAUCCUGGUCUGUUGAAGCCGUACCCUGCUUUAAGUGGUCUUGUUGAGAAGAUUUGUAACCUGCCAAGUAUUAAAGCAUACAGGGAGAAGUCAGCACAAAAGAAGUAGAUUUUGUAAAAAUUAUUUAUUUGUCGCUUUUUAUACUGCACUCUCCUGUAUCAAGUCUGUAAUUUUUUAAUUUAAAAUAAAAUAUAAAAUUUGUAAUUUA
Messenger RNA from Sitophilus oryzae (rice weevil), 573 nucleotides. Its product is annotated as glutathione S-transferase-like. Lineage: Eukaryota; Metazoa; Arthropoda; Insecta; Coleoptera; Curculionidae. Gene Ontology annotation, molecular function: glutathione transferase activity. The record is from RefSeq and is a predicted model, not a curated record. The transcript has 3 exons. The annotation marks the transcript as partial. Gene Ontology annotation, biological process: glutathione metabolic process.